Toxoplasma gondii ME49 is the source of this 2514-nucleotide messenger RNA. RefSeq names its product polyubiquitin UbC, putative. The record is from RefSeq and is a predicted model, not a curated record. Gene Ontology annotation, biological process: protein ubiquitination; modification-dependent protein catabolic process. Bases 450 to 2285 code for a protein of 611 amino acids. NCBI's taxonomy places the organism in Eukaryota, Apicomplexa, Conoidasida, Eucoccidiorida, Sarcocystidae. Gene Ontology annotation, molecular function: ubiquitin protein ligase binding; protein tag activity. The transcript has a single exon. Gene Ontology annotation, cellular component: nucleus; cytoplasm.
AGUUGUUUGUAUUUUUGGGGUCUCAGCGUCUCGUAAGUUGAUAUCAAUUCCGGCAAUUCUGUCGGAUUUCUUUCCUGCUUGAAAUAUUUAAGCAGUUUCUAUUGCUUUACCAUCCCUCUCAGGGAAAAACACUGUGCGCCUGCUGCUUCUUAGUGGCCUUGCCGUUCGCCGGACGUCUGUUGCCAAGCGGACGCUACCCGUUUUGGCCGGUGGUUUGCCUUCUCUUUUGGCCGUUUCGUAACUUGCCGCUUAGGCUUGUAUCUACACGGCUGACAAGCCGGCUUAUUUCUUCCUGGACUAGACGUGACCGAUUCACGGUUGCUUUUUUUAUCGUUGCCUUUACGGUGCCCUUCCUCGCUUGUAUAUACAGACUUCCUCAACUCUUUCAUCUGCUGCAACGUACUUUUUUUGGCUAAAUCACCUUCUAUUAUAGUGUCUCUAUCGCCAAAAUGCAGAUCUUUGUGAAGACUCUUACCGGGAAGACCAUCACGCUUGAUGUUGAGCCGUCAGACACCAUCGAGAACGUGAAGGCAAAGAUCCAGGACAAGGAAGGUAUUCCCCCUGAUCAGCAGCGUCUGAUUUUUGCUGGCAAGCAGUUGGAGGACGGCCGAACUCUGUCCGACUACAACAUUCAGAAGGAGUCGACUCUCCACUUGGUUUUGCGUCUUCGCGGAGGAAUGCAGAUCUUUGUGAAGACUCUUACCGGGAAGACCAUCACGCUUGAUGUUGAGCCGUCAGACACCAUCGAGAACGUGAAGGCAAAGAUCCAGGACAAGGAAGGUAUUCCCCCUGAUCAGCAGCGUCUGAUUUUUGCUGGCAAGCAGUUGGAGGACGGCCGAACUCUGUCCGACUACAACAUUCAGAAGGAGUCGACUCUCCACUUGGUUCUGCGUCUUCGCGGAGGAAUGCAGAUCUUUGUGAAGACUCUUACCGGGAAGACCAUCACGCUUGAUGUUGAGCCGUCAGACACCAUCGAGAACGUGAAGGCAAAGAUCCAGGACAAGGAAGGUAUUCCCCCUGAUCAGCAGCGUCUGAUUUUUGCUGGCAAGCAGUUGGAGGACGGCCGAACUCUGUCCGACUACAACAUUCAGAAGGAGUCGACUCUCCACUUGGUUUUGCGUCUUCGCGGAGGAAUGCAGAUCUUUGUGAAGACUCUUACCGGGAAGACCAUCACGCUUGAUGUUGAGCCGUCAGACACCAUCGAGAACGUGAAGGCAAAGAUCCAGGACAAGGAAGGUAUUCCCCCUGAUCAGCAGCGUCUGAUUUUUGCUGGCAAGCAGUUGGAGGACGGCCGAACUCUGUCCGACUACAACAUUCAGAAGGAGUCGACUCUCCACUUGGUUUUGCGUCUUCGCGGAGGAAUGCAGAUCUUUGUGAAGACUCUUACCGGGAAGACCAUCACGCUUGAUGUUGAGCCGUCAGACACCAUCGAGAACGUGAAGGCAAAGAUCCAGGACAAGGAAGGUAUUCCCCCUGAUCAGCAGCGUCUGAUUUUUGCUGGCAAGCAGUUGGAGGACGGCCGAACUCUGUCCGACUACAACAUUCAGAAGGAGUCGACUCUCCACUUGGUUUUGCGUCUUCGCGGAGGAAUGCAGAUCUUUGUGAAGACUCUUACCGGGAAGACCAUCACGCUUGAUGUUGAGCCGUCAGACACCAUCGAGAACGUGAAGGCAAAGAUCCAGGACAAGGAAGGUAUUCCCCCUGAUCAGCAGCGUCUGAUUUUUGCUGGCAAGCAGUUGGAGGACGGCCGAACUCUGUCCGACUACAACAUUCAGAAGGAGUCGACUCUCCACUUGGUUUUGCGUCUUCGCGGAGGAAUGCAGAUCUUUGUGAAGACUCUUACCGGGAAGACCAUCACGCUUGAUGUUGAGCCGUCAGACACCAUCGAGAACGUGAAGGCAAAGAUCCAGGACAAGGAAGGUAUUCCCCCUGAUCAGCAGCGUCUGAUUUUUGCUGGCAAGCAGUUGGAGGACGGCCGAACUCUGUCCGACUACAACAUUCAGAAGGAGUCGACUCUCCACUUGGUUCUGCGUCUUCGCGGAGGAAUGCAGAUCUUUGUGAAGACUCUUACCGGGAAGACCAUCACGCUUGAUGUUGAGCCGUCAGACACCAUCGAGAACGUGAAGGCAAAGAUCCAGGACAAGGAAGGUAUUCCCCCUGAUCAGCAGCGUCUGAUUUUUGCUGGCAAGCAGUUGGAGGACGGCCGAACUCUGUCCGACUACAACAUUCAGAAGGAGUCGACUCUCCACUUGGUUUUGCGUCUUCGUGGUGGUGGUUCUAGAUAGUUCUCGUCUUUUCUGAAGCUGCAUUGUAACGAGAUUUGGUCGUUUCGAGAGGUAACGAUGGUUGGUUCGCGGGUUGCCACUUGUGUACAACAACUUUGAGGGAACAGAGAUUCUUUUUUGGCUGUUCGCAAGAGUGCGAUUGACGUCCCGCCUGCAUGGUCUUCUGUAGUCAUCGCGACUCGAAAGAUUCAGGUUUUUCGCCAGAGAUAGGGGGAAAGUAUUUGACCCC